GUUUUCAACUACUUAAAAUCGAGAACGUUUUAAGAUCCUUAAGCGACGUCGUUUCUCUUUUCAAAGCUUAAAACUACGUCGUUUACUCUCUGUCUCUGAUGUAUCUUCUUCUCCUUCCUCAGCCACAGAACAAGCUUUGAUUCAUCAUUUCUGCGAAAAGAACAGAGCUUUGGCUUGGUUUCGUGUCUUAGGUACUGGUUCUUACGUAGCUUAUGUUCUUUGUUUAAGGAAAUUUAGGGGUUGUUUGCUUAGACUUGAAGUGGGUAUUACUAAAGUUGUCAACUUUUUGUUGAAUAGGAAAUGGUUUCUCAGAUUUCGUCUGAAUUAUGCUAAAAGAUCAAGUUCUCUCUGCUCGGUGUUGAAAUUGGAGGUGUUAGAGAUUGCUGCGUUUAGCUCUUCACUGUAUUAUCAUGGGAGCUGUCUGGUUGAGUCAUGUCUCUCAAUUGGUUUGUGGAUGUUAUUUAAUUGAGCAGAGCUCUUGUGUUUUGAGAACUUUUCAUUGGUCUUUGAGUCACUCAUUGAACUUUACAUUGACCAUGAAGCCUAAACGAAGGCGUCUAGGUGUAAAAAUGGAGUCUUUUUCUUUGGCAACACCAAACAUGUGUUUCAGGAAGGUGAGUAGUGAAUUAGACAGUUCUUUCAACGGUGAAAAUGUGGUUUGUGGUUUGGAACUGGAGGAGAAGACUGCAGGGGAUAGGAAUAGGAUACAUUUUCUAGAGGAGCGGAACGAAGAAACUUUAUCGAAGAGGCUUCGGAAACUUAGCAGGUUGGAUAAAGUCAGAAGCGCAUUGGAGUUGUUUGAUUCUAUGAGAUUCUUGGGUUUACAACCUAAUGCUCAUGCCUGUAACUCUUUUCUCUCGUGCCUCUUGAGGAAUGGAGAUAUUCAGAAAGCUUUUACCGUCUUUGAGUUCAUGAGGAAAAAGGAGAAUGUUACAGGGCACACGUAUAGUUUGAUGUUGAAAGCUGUUGCAGAAGUUAAGGGUUGCGAGUCUGCAUUAAGAAUGUUUAGAGAACUAGAAAGGGAGCCGAAACGUAGGAGUUGUUUUGAUGUGGUUCUAUAUAAUACUGCGAUUUCUCUAUGUGGACGGAUAAAUAAUGUGUAUGAGACAGAGAGAAUAUGGAGAGUUAUGAAAGGUGAUGGUCAUAUUGGAACAGAGAUUACAUAUUCUCUGCUUGUUAGCAUUUUUGUUCGGUGUGGGAGAAGUGAAUUGGCCCUUGAUGUGUAUGAUGAGAUGGUUAACAACAAGAUAUCUCUGAGAGAGGAUGCAAUGUAUGCGAUGAUAAGUGCGUGUACAAAGGAGGAAAAAUGGGAUUUGGCCUUAAAGAUAUUUCAGAGUAUGUUAAAGAAAGGGAUGAAGCCUAAUCUUGUAGCUUGCAAUACUUUGAUAAACUCGCUGGGAAAGGCGGGUAAAGUCGGAUUGGUGUUUAAGGUUUACAGUGUUUUAAAAUCCUUGGGGCAUAAACCAGACGAGUACACGUGGAAUGCGCUGCUCACGGCUUUAUACAAAGCAAACCGAUAUGAAGAUGUUCUUCAGCUGUUUGAUAUGAUAAGAAGCGAAAACCUGUGUUGUCUAAAUGAAUAUUUGUACAACACAGCUAUGGUGUCAUGCCAAAAGCUUGGUUAUUGGGAGAAAGCUGUGAAGCUUUUGUAUGAAAUGGAAGGUUCGGGUUUAACAGUUUCAACUUCAUCAUAUAAUCUAGUGAUAAGCGCUUGCGAAAAAUCAAGAAAAUCGAAAGUUGCAUUGCUAGUAUAUGAGCACAUGGCUCAAAGGGAUUGUAAGCCAAACACGUUUACUUAUCUUUCGCUUGUAAGGAGUUGUAUUUGGGGUUCCCUUUGGGACGAGGUUGAAGAUAUCCUUAAGAAAGUGGAACCCGAUGUAUCGCUUUACAAUGCAGCUAUACAUGGGAUGUGUUUGAGACGCGAGUUCAAGUUUGCAAAAGAGCUGUAUGUCAAAAUGAGAGAGAUGGGUUUAGAACCGGAUGGCAAAACCCGAGCUAUGAUGUUACAGAAUUUGAAGAAACACCAAAAAUAAGGUUAUAAUUGUACGUUAUCUACUCAUACUUAUUUGCAUUUGCCAACUGCCAAGUAUCAUAAGUCAAAAUUCACUAAAACAAUUGGUCUGUAAUUAGGCAUUGUAUGCAUACUCACUGUGAUGAAUGUUCUGGUGAUGGUGAUGUUUGUUUGAUAAAUGAGGUUGUGGACAUAGAUCAAAGGUUUUGGCGAUGACAUAGCUCGUGCCCAGUUUCUAACAUUGGAUACAGAUGUUUGGAUCCAUAGAUAUAAGGCUGCUGCCCCGGCACUACACUAGAAAGCUAGAUCUCAUUCUCAGGCAGUGAGGUUUGUGUGCUGAUAAUUUUGUCCUCCCGUCAUGGCACGCUCAAGUAGCGAUUUUGAAACACUAGAAAACAGAAUGUGAACUGAAUCAGUGUAAAACUGUAAAAGAAAACAUGAAUCUGUCUUUCUUUUGAAAGGAUGUUUUGUUCAAGAAACAGAUGAUAACUUUUGUCACAAGCAAAUCAAGUUUAAUUUAAG
This is a messenger RNA of Arabidopsis thaliana (thale cress), 2533 nucleotides long. Its product is annotated as Pentatricopeptide repeat (PPR) superfamily protein. The transcript is spliced from 2 exons. Bases 411 to 2033 code for a protein of 540 amino acids. NCBI's taxonomy places the organism in Eukaryota, Viridiplantae, Streptophyta, Magnoliopsida, Brassicales, Brassicaceae. The record is from RefSeq and is marked reviewed.